This is a messenger RNA of Knipowitschia caucasica, 783 nucleotides long. The record is from the annotation of a GenBank genome assembly. NCBI's taxonomy places the organism in Eukaryota, Metazoa, Chordata, Actinopteri, Gobiiformes, Gobiidae.
AUGCCCCAGAACGAGCACAUCGAGUUGCAUCGCAAACGCCAUGGUUACCGCCUCGACCACCAUGAGAGGAAAAGAAAGAAGGAGAGUCGUGAGGUCCAUGAGCGAUCCCAGAAAGCCAGAAAACUUAUAGGUUUGAAGGCCAAACUGUACCACAAACAGAGACAUGCAGAGAAGAUCCAAAUGAAGAAAACCAUCAAAAUGCAUGAACAGAGGAAGACUAAACAGAAAAAUGAUGACAAGACUCCUGAAGGCGCCGUACCAGCAUAUCUGCUGGACAGAGAGGGGCAGUCUCGUGCUAAAGUUCUUUCCAACAUGAUCAAACAGAAAAGAAAAGAAAAAGCUGGCAAAUGGGAAGUUCCUUUGCCCAAAGUACGAGCACAAGGAGAAACAGAGGUUCUCAAAGUCAUCAAAACAGGAAAACGACAGAAGAAGGCCUGGAAGAGAAUGGUCACCAAAGUCUGUUUCGUCGGUGAUGGAUUCACACGAAAACCACCUAAAUAUGAGCGGUUUAUUCGACCUAUGGGUCUGCGCUUUAAAAAGGCUCACGUCACUCAUCCAGAGCUGAAAGCCACAUUCUGCCUUCCUAUUCUGGGCGUGAAGAAGAACCCGUCGUCUCCGCUCUACACGUCACUCGGAGUCAUCACAAAAGGAACAGUCGUCGAGGUCAACGUCAGCGAACUGGGACUAGUCACACAAGGAGGAAAAGUUGUCUGGGGUAAAUAUGCACAAGUGACGAACAACCCGGAGAAUGACGGCUGCAUCAAUGCUGUUCUGCUGGUUUAA